CUUGUAAAAAAAGAAGAAGAAGAAAGCUAUUAAGUAAUCGGAUUAAAGGGAUUCUGGUUCAAAUAGGAGGCCUGGACAGCAGUCAUGCAUUCCGUCGCAAGUGAACAGCGAUAUCGGAUCUCCUUUGCCCAUUUCACCAGGAAGUAAGGAAACUAGAAACACAGCCAAUAUGCCAGUUGAUCUGAAUGGGUAUUGGAAAAUGAUCUCAAAUGACAACUUCGAGGAGUACUUAAAGGCCCUCGAUGUAAAUGUUGCCAUUAGGAAAAUUGCCACCUUGUUGAAGCCUGACAAAGACAUCAAUCACGAUGGUGACCACAUAGUCAUCAAGACCCUCAGUACCUUUAAGAACUACAACAUGGAUUUCCAUGUUGGCAAGGAGUUUGAAGAGGAUCUGUCAGGGGUGGAUGACAGAAAAUGCAUGACCACUAUCUCAUGGGAGGGAGACAAUCUGGUGUGUGUGCAGAAGGGAGAGAAAGAAGGAAGAGGCUGGACCCAUUGGGUGGAGGGGGAUGAGCUUCAUCUGGAGCUGAGAGCUUGUGGAGCUGUGUGCAAGCAGGUCUUCAAGAAAACCUAAACCAGCACUGGAAUUACAAAAUGGCGCCCCCUACCUGAGCGCUCAAGAGAGACACAGACACAAACCAACCCUGUGACAAAGAACCCUCUAAUACAUUUACAUUUAAGUCAUUUAGCAGACGCUCAUCCAUCCAUCCACCCAUCCAUCCAUCCAUCCACCCACCCACCCACCCACCCGCCCACCCAUCCAACCAUCCAUCCUUCCAUCCUUCCAUCCUUCAUUCCAUCAAUCCUUUCACAUUUCUUUCCAUCAUUCAAACUAUUCAAACUAACAGACAGGGGUGAUGUAUCUGUCGAUCACUUGUACUGUUACUCUGUCUCAGGGUGAGAGCCCCUUUGAUUGACAUGUUAUAGGUGUGUGGAUACAUUAACACUGAAGUACGUGUAGUAGGCUUUGUGAUUAGUGCCUCAAUCUCUAAUGGAGUCCUGAGUUUACAACUGGGGGUGAACUUGACCAGUAGGAAGGAGGGUUUUAGUAGAGUGAAAAAGAAAAUGAGUUUGAGAGAGGUAAAGAAUUAAAAUGAAACGGAGAGGCAGCAGAAGAUGUGACAAAUAGCUACCAGGCCUGUGCAGUUGAGACAUCAUCACCGUCUUAGUAGAAAACUUUACAAGUACUAACGUGUUCAGGAAAUAACAGCAGACUUUGUCUGUGUUUUUCCUCAAUUCAUUUGGGAGUGUCCCCUUGAUAGGAAAAAAUCACUCAAUAAAUGAAUCUC
This is a messenger RNA of Oncorhynchus gorbuscha (pink salmon), 1289 nucleotides long. Its product is annotated as retinol-binding protein 1-like. Gene Ontology annotation, molecular function: fatty acid binding. The transcript has 4 exons. Gene Ontology annotation, cellular component: nucleus; cytosol. The record is from RefSeq and is a predicted model, not a curated record. The coding region runs from base 170 to 574 and encodes 134 amino acids. Lineage: Eukaryota; Metazoa; Chordata; Actinopteri; Salmoniformes; Salmonidae. Gene Ontology annotation, biological process: fatty acid transport.